UAGUGUGAGAGAGACAAAGUGCGUCCCUCCCGGGUGACUCUGCACCGCCGCUUCUGACCGCUGACACCCGGAGGAGUGCGGGGAGCCGCCGAGGAGGAGCCGCCAGACCGGGAGACGCCGCGUCCCGCACGCUCAGACUCCAGCAGCCUGCUUCACAUCCUCACACACUUCUACCUCACACCGCGCCAACAUGGCUCCCACCCUGGCCACGGCCUUCUCCCGCCGCUGGUGGAUGGCGGUGACGGCGGUCAUCGAGAACCUGCUCUUCUCCGCCGUGCUGCUGGGCUGGUCGUCCCUGCUCAUCAUGCUCAAGUCCGAGGGCUUCUACUCGAACCUGUGCAAAAGACUAGAUAACAGCUCAAUGGGCCUCAACGUCUCCAAUCUGUCCACGUCCGGCGAGGCCGAGGAGUAUCUGAUGAUGAAGGACUGGCCCAUCUGCAAGGAACAGGACGAGAUGCUGAAUCUGGCCUUCACCGUGGGCUCCUUCCUGCUGUCGGCCAUCACUCUGCCGCUGGGCAUCGUCAUGGACAAAUACGGACCAAGGAAGCUGCGUCUGCUCGGGAGCGGCUGCUUCGCCUUCUCCUGCCUCCUGAUCGCGUAUGGAGCCAACGACCCGGACCAACUGUCCAUUCUGAUCUUCUUUGCGUUGGCGAUGAAUGGGUUCGGAGGCAUGUGCAUGACCUUCACCUCUCUGACGCUGCCCAACAUGUUUGGAGACCUGAGGUCCACGUUCAUCGCCCUGAUGAUCGGGUCCUACGCCUCGUCUGCCGUCACCUUCCCCGCCAUCAAGGUGAUCUACGAUCUGGGCGCUACCUUCAUCUCCAUCCUGCUGGUCUGGGCCGGCUGUGCCUGCCUCGUGUUCUUCAAUUGCUUCAUCAACUGGCCCCUGGAGCCUUUCCCCGGCCCAGAGGACAUGGACUUCACGGUGAAGAUCAAGUUCAGCUGGCUGGGCUUCGACCACAAGAUCACCGGGAAGCAGUUUUACCGGCAGGUGACCACGGUGGGCCGCCGGCUCAGCGUGGGACAUGCCAUCAAGCAGCAGCAGCCGACCCAGGAUCUGAACACGCAGGACGCCAACAAGCUGUGCCUGUCCACCGUCAACCUGGAGGUCAAUUGCAAGUCCGAAGAGGAGAAUCAGUCCUUCAUGAAGAGCAUCUUCAGCCCGAUCUUCAUGCUGAGCCUCAUCACCAUGUGCGUGACUCAGCUGCGCCUCAUCUUCUACAUGGGAGCCAUGAACACCAUCCUGGAGUCUCUCACUGAAGGAGACCUCAGCACAGUGGAGAGGAUGCAUGUUGUGAGCGUGUACACCUCCAUCUUCGGCGUUCUGCAGCUGCUGUGCCUGGUCACCUCUCCUGUGAUCGGCUACGUCAUGGACUGGAAGCUCAAAGACUGCGAGGAUGAGAACGACAAGAGCAUCAAGAUUGAACCCGGGCAGCCUCGCCGCCAGAGCAAACGCAUCCAGAAGAUCAUCAACGCCACCAGAGCCUUCAUCUUCACCAACCUGCUCCUGGUGGGCUUCGGGGUCACGUGCAUCGUCCCCAACCUACCACUCCAGAUUCUGUCCUUCGUCUUGCACACGAUUGUCAGAGGAUUCAUCCACUCUGCAGUCGGAGGCCUUUAUGCUGCAGUGUACCCGUCCUCUCAGUUCGGCAGCCUGACGGGCAUGCAGUCCCUGAUCAGCGCCCUGUUCGCCCUGCUGCAGCAGCCUCUCUUCAUGGCCAUGGUCGGACCCCUGGAUGGAGACCCUCUCUGGGUGAACGUGGGUCUGCUGGUGCUGAGCAUGCUGGGAUUCUGCCUGCCGCUCUACCUGCUGUGCCACAGCCGCCACCUGCAGCGCCUCCGGGCCGAGCGCGACGACGACCCCAAGAUCUUCGUCAAGAUGGGCGAGGACGGCACGCCCAAGACCUGCGUGUAGAGCAUCUGGCAGAUGCUCUGGAGG
Molecule: messenger RNA, 1939 nt
Organism: Salarias fasciatus (jewelled blenny)
Lineage: Eukaryota; Metazoa; Chordata; Actinopteri; Blenniiformes; Blenniidae
Product: large neutral amino acids transporter small subunit 4-like
Exons: 15
Coding region: 191-1915 (574 amino acids)
Biological process (GO): neutral amino acid transport; transmembrane transport
Molecular function (GO): L-amino acid transmembrane transporter activity; neutral L-amino acid transmembrane transporter activity
Source: RefSeq, a predicted model, not a curated record